AUGUCCAAAUCUGACCAGAAGCAAAGUUCACCUAAGCCACUUUCACCAAGAACUGCUGCUGUACGUGCCGGUUUGAGUAGGAAUUAUAGUUCUUCAAGCACUGAAUCUAAGAGUUACGAAUCUGAAGGCUGUGACUGGCCCUCUAGGAAACAAAGUGGAAGUUCAAGACCAAUCUUUUGCGGAGCACAUGCUGGAACAAGCAAAUACCCUUCAAGCAAGGAAUCCUCAUAA
Prunus armeniaca (apricot) is the source of this 231-nucleotide messenger RNA. Lineage: Eukaryota; Viridiplantae; Streptophyta; Magnoliopsida; Rosales; Rosaceae. The record is from the annotation of a GenBank genome assembly.